AUGAAAAUGGGUAAACGUGGGCGAUUUAAAAUGCAGAGUGCAGGAAGGGUGGCAAAAUAUGGAGGGAAUCCUGAACCUGUCUGUAUCCCACACAGGGAGUACCAUCUCAGUCCUGAAGUCAUCCAAGAGGAAGAAGCACUCCGCCGCGAGCCCCAAUAUUUGCCGUUCUUCCGGAAUAGGAAUGACAGCAACCAUCUCAGCUCUCCGGGAACAUUUUCAUUCUCUUCGCUGCCUUGGGCCCAUAUCAUACGAGCUCCGGUGACUUCAACAUGCUGUGGAGCACUCGUCUCAACCGACGAUAGCAAUUAUGGUGCUAUUCGCUUCAAUCCUAGUACGCUGGGAAUCGUAUUCGAGGUUGAGGAGGGAAACUUUAGUCUCUUGGAUGAGGGUGUGGUCGUGCUGAUGCCCCUGCGCUCCCUGGCCGAUGAGUGGUCGUGGGAUAGGCCCCGGCGCAACUUAGUUAGCGUAGCAGCUAAGCGCCGCCACUCGCGCUAUUAACUAGCGCGCCUUGACCCUGAAUCAACAUCAGUUCAACACUCAAGAGCCCCCCCCAUUGAGAAUCCCAACAGCGAGGAACAUUGAGUAGAAUAAAGUAUGCUUUGAAAAGAAAAGUUAUUUCCAACCGACUCAGUAUUUUCCAGACAAAGAGUAGAACCAAUUCAUAUGAACAUGGCGGCCCUCCGCAAGCCCAAGCGAUACUACGAGAUAUCUAAAUUAUCUACCUUUUAUCCAAUUAUUCUUUGCUCAAAAUCCUCACAGCAUGCGUCUGAAAGACGCCAAAUCUCCAUUCCCAAGGAACACAUCCCAUCCCGAAGACAACACCUUGAAUCGAAGCCAAAUGAAUCAACAAAAAGUCUCUCCACCGACUUUUGUCGCUCAUAUAUGCUAGAGAAACUAUGAAGAAUCAAAGAAAUAACAAAGAAGAACGCCCUCGAUGAGAUUAACAGGAGCGGUGAGGCCCUCUGCUUCCACUACCCUGUUCUGCAUCCGCACGCACGUACGUACAUACGUAAUGUACAUACAGUACAUACAGUACGCAUGCGAAUGUGCAUGCGCAUAGGCGUUACGUCAAUUUAUCUAGACAGCCACUUCCUCGCGCGACCCCCUGAUUUCCUUUUUUUUCUCCCCUGCCCUGUCUUCUACCUGCAUAAGCCCAAUCGAAUUCGAGAUGGCGAUCUUAGUCGUGUUAUCUCCAGGAUAUCCUUCACACCGUGCAUCUGGAUAUAUAUAAUCCAUGCAGCAGAUCAGCCCUGGCAGGCGCUGACGGCAAAAGGCAAAACCCACGGAAAACAAAAUAAAUAAAAAAUAAUAGAAAAUAAACGUGGGUAUGGAAUAUGCGAAGCUCACCACCCAAUUCGCAACAUCCAGACAGGGCGAACGCGGCAGCCACCAAAUACCAAAUAGUUUGGUACUAGGUUCAACCAAGGAUACUGACUUGCCUGCUCCAUCUCAAACGGGCCCCGACAGAAAUGAGCGAACUGUUGAAAGAAAAUUCCUUUACACACGUGCCAUAUUGGACAAGAUACUACCCCUCCUACUGACCUAGCCCUUAUCCAUCGCGCAGCGAUGUACCGAAGUCUGAAAACGGUGAACAGUCGAAAAAGCAAUGCAGCAAGCGCGCGGCCUGUCUAGUUGAACCUCUCUCUACUUUCCCGGUCCGCCUGUGGCCAUCCGCACGUGCAUAAUUGAUUAAAUCGGGAGACUCUUUUUGACGGAUGCGCUCUUCUUUUUUCAUGUCCGAACCCCUACCGAUUCAUGAUGCUCCCCGCCUGGGAACUGGCCGGGCACGUGCAGUGCCUUUGCCGUUUUUCUUUUUAUCUAUUAAUAAUGGGUUUGGACUCGGGGAGGGAGUCUCCCCGCAGUGUAGGAGAUAACCAGAAAUGAUUUUUUUUUUUUUUUUUUCGAACUCGAGUACUGUAGUCUCGGUGGAGCAGGAAAGGGAGAGGUCGACCUGCCCUUCGUCUCUUCGUUCCUGAGCUGCGGAUACUUGUGAACGAUCACGGGAAAGAUGUACUGUACUGUACUUCGGAUGUAUGUUCAUGUGCAGGUCAAGGGCGCAUGCAAUAUAUUCUCCGCCGGACACGCAGUCGACUCGGGAGAAGAGAGCUGAUGGUCAACCUACGGACGUGAGAGUUAGCCCAUCUAUACACACCACCCCCUUCCACGAUGGGUCAUGGGUGUUCGUGUUCCAUCAAAAAUGAUAACCUACAGACAUAAACGCCCAGCUCAACCAGACCGAAACCCGAAACUCAUCACGGCUCCAAAUACCAAAACAUCUUCUUUGAGAAUUUAUAACUAUGGCCGCGCCAUUAGCUAAUCCUCUCAAGAAGUCCCGUGAAGAACUCCCGCCCGGCAAAUGGGGGCCGUAGAGCUAUUAAUAUUUCAUCGUCGGCAUUUGUUAAAAAAAAAAAAAAAAGGCUCCCUCCGCCCGCGGUUUCUCGUGGCACUACUCCCCGGUUAUUGAAAAACGCUCUCAUCUUUGGGGAACAGUCAUGACUCUUCAGGCUCUCUGCCGCAUUGUAUCCGAAUCUGUCUAUCUCCUCUUCCUCUGCUUCUACUUCUUCUACUCAUAUUCCACCACCAACUGCCGUCCUUUCUCUCCUGGCUUCAAUUUAUAUCAACUUCUUCUCAUUAAAACUUUUCCCAUGCAAAAGUCUGCAUAUCUGAUAACGUUCGAAUUGCUAAUAACCCUUGCGCGUAUGCGUGUGUGUAUGUGGGUGGUUAGCGGGCCAGGAACGCGGUCAUACAUAUACAACUGACAGCUACAGGAUACAGACUACCUACAUUCCGGCGUGCGAAGUGAAUCUGGGACGGGCCUUACUGGUGGGUAUUUUUUUUUUAAUCUCUACGAGGCUGUCUGAGAAAGUAACUACGGAGUAAGGGGGGAAUCUUAUUAUUAGUGCGGACUACUCCGUACUCCAGCUGCACAUGCAGUCUGGUGGUGGGUGGUGGGCUGAGAAAGCAAAGACAUGAAAAUUAAAAAACUAAACCCAAGAAAAUGCUCUGCAUGAUGAAAAAAAAAAAAAUGUGAUUGGACCCCAAUUCAAUUGGGGGCCACCAUCUUCGCUUUUUUUAGCCAGCCUUGUUUGGCUGAGAGGGAAAGGAAGCACCUUUUGACUAAACGAAUCAAGAAAUGGUUUGAAAUUAUGGGAUUUAUAUCCAUAUUCCUCUUUGAGUAUAGAAUUUGGUAUAUCAUUUUCGAUUUCUUAUUUCAUACUUCGUACUUGCGGGGUAAGAGAUAAGGGGGAGGGGGAUAGGGCAUGGUUUUGAAGAUUUACAUGGUAGCUAGUCGAGUGCUCUGUAGUCUUGGUUUAGGAUGAACAGUCCUACCCACUACCAGCCUAUGAGAUUGAGAUGUUUUGAGUGUGAUAUUGUUGGCCAAAAUAAAAACUAAAAAUAAAACUAAAAAAUCAGCCCAUCAUCUUUUUAGAUGAGUACAGAUAGCCCCGCUGUUCCAUCCUGCUACCGUUGCUGCUGUUACUGUUCCCGUUGAUAUUUCUUUUGAAGCAAUUGGAUCAACCUCUUCAUUCUCG
Molecule: messenger RNA, 3533 nt
Organism: Blastomyces gilchristii SLH14081
Lineage: Eukaryota; Fungi; Ascomycota; Eurotiomycetes; Onygenales; Ajellomycetaceae
Exons: 5
Coding region: 1-498 (165 amino acids)
Source: RefSeq, a predicted model, not a curated record